AGUUCGUACCCAGAACUAUUAACCCUUCCUGUAGAGCCCUCCUGCUUCCUGUCUCAGAGCUACCCAUCCUACAGCUCAUUGAUCCCUCUGCAACAGGUGUCACAAACAAUGAGCAAAGAUAGUGCCGCCUUAUUUGUUGCAAAAGCAGAGGACAGUGAACAUGACUCAGCCAACGCAAAUGUCUCACCCAGACUGUACCACAACAACGAUCAGGUCCACAGCUCAAACUAUUCUCUCCAAAGUCUCCCAACUCAAUCACAGCAGGAGAGCAACACACAGCCCCUCUUCCCCAAGCCCAUUUACUCAUACAGCAUCUUGAUCUUCCUGGCUCUGAGGAACAGUAAAACAGGAAGCCUGCCGGUCAGUGAGAUCUACAGCUUCAUGACGGAACACUUCCCUUAUUUCAAG
Molecule: messenger RNA, 408 nt
Organism: Notothenia coriiceps (black rockcod)
Lineage: Eukaryota; Metazoa; Chordata; Actinopteri; Perciformes; Nototheniidae
Product: forkhead box protein N4-like
Exons: 4
Biological process (GO): regulation of transcription by RNA polymerase II
Molecular function (GO): DNA-binding transcription factor activity, RNA polymerase II-specific; transcription cis-regulatory region binding
Source: RefSeq, a predicted model, not a curated record